This is a messenger RNA of Harmonia axyridis, 1404 nucleotides long. RefSeq lists its product as uncharacterized. The transcript has a single exon. Lineage: Eukaryota; Metazoa; Arthropoda; Insecta; Coleoptera; Coccinellidae. Gene Ontology annotation, biological process: DNA integration. Gene Ontology annotation, molecular function: nucleic acid binding. Bases 1 to 1404 code for a protein of 467 amino acids. The record is from RefSeq and is a predicted model, not a curated record.
AUGAAAGACAAGUCAAUGAAGACAACCGGAAUUUUAACGGUCACAGAACUAAGCUAUGCUCAUGAUAUAAUAAUAAAAACAUCUCAAAAACAAUCUUUUCCGGAUGAAUAUAGAAUGUUAACAAAGGGAGAUAAAAUCAGUACUUCGAGUAAAUUAUUGGCCCUGAAUCCAUUUAUUGGUACCGACGGUCUAAUUAGAGUAGGAGGCAGGUUAGUAAAUGCCGAUAUAGAUUUUGCCAAGAAACAUCCUAUUCUAUUGGACACAAGGCAUCAUGUGACUUUAUUAUUGCUACAAGAGGAGCAUGUGAGACUGAUGCAUUGUGGACCAAAUCAACUUCUAUAUUCGUUAAGAGAAAAAUAUUGGCCUAUAGCAGGACGCAGACUAGCGCGAUCUGUUGUAAAAGGCUGCAUUACUUGUCGUAAGGCCCAGCCAAUGGGAUGCAAAUAUUUAAUGGGAAAUCUUCCUUCAGAAAGAGUCAACAAAUAUAUUCCUUUCACAAAUGUUGGAUUAGAUUAUGCCGGACCUAUUCUCAUUAAAGAUAGAAAAUUACGAGGGGCAAAAUUAAUAAAAGGGUACAUUUGUUUGUUCAUUUGUAUGAGUACAAAGUGUGUCCACCUAGAGUUGCUUACCGACUUAUCAUCUGAAGCAUUCUUGGCAAUGUUCAAGAGAUUCAUUGGCAGACGAGGUCGACCAUCUCAUUUAUUCUCCGAUAAUGGGACUUCUUUCAUAGGAGCCAAUAAUGAAUUGAAAAGGUUCAUAGAAGCUUAUUCGACUUCGAUAGCUGCUGCACAUACUAACGAAAAUAUAACUUGGCAUUUCAUUCCCCCUAGGGCCCCUAAUUUCGGCGGUCUCUGGGAGUCCAAUAUAAAACAAGUUAAAUAUUAUUUGAAAAGAAUAUUGAAAAAUACUAGCUUAACGUAUGAAGAUAUGAUGACAGUUUUGAUACAAAUAGAAGGUAUACUUAACUCUCGUCCCCUUUGUCCCUUAUCAUCUGAUCCUUCCGAUUUUAAUCCCCUGACUCCAUCUCAUUUUCUGCUUGGGAAAACAGUCUCAUCUAUUCCUGAGCCUGCAUAUGUUAAAAUGCCAGACAAUCGUCUGAGUCACUACAAAUACCUACAGAAGAUCAUUCAAACCUUUUGGCAGCGAUGGUCAGUCGAAUAUGUCUCUGACCUGCAAGCAAGAACGAAAUGGAAAGAAAAUGUCGAGAAUCUCCUCCAAGUCGGCAGUUUGGUACUGGUUAAACAAGAAGAUGCACUUACCUACUCCUGGCGUUUGGGCAGAAUCAUCGAGUUGCAUCGUGGAACUGAUAACAUCAUCAGGGUUGCCACAGUGAAGUUUAGUGAUGGUUCGGUCUGUAAAAGAGCGAUUUCGAAAUUAUGUGUUUUACCAGUGUCUGGUAUAUAA